Molecule: messenger RNA, 2879 nt
Organism: Durio zibethinus
Lineage: Eukaryota; Viridiplantae; Streptophyta; Magnoliopsida; Malvales; Malvaceae
Product: F-box protein At2g32560-like
Molecular function (GO): protein binding
Source: RefSeq, a predicted model, not a curated record
AAUUUUUUUAUAUGAGCCCCGCUGGGCUUCAUGGGGCUCCGCCCUGAUAGUUGAUAUAAAUUGAGGAAAAUUUUUCUAGAAUAUGAGAUCAUUAUCUCCGAUCUUCAACUGGCAGAUUAAUGAUAAAUCAACGGUUCUAAGUGCCAAACAAAAUAGGUAGGCUGCCCACUGGAACACAUCCCAGACCUUCUAGGUUGAAGAUUCCUUCUAUACAUUAUCCGAAUGUUAGCUUUUUUGGGUUGCACGGAUUUUCGUCCCACUUGUCAGAAACUCGUAAAAACAAAGACAAAAAACAAAAUACUUAGUAUUAAUUUUCAUAAAAAUUUUGUAGUUCACUGUUCUUUUUAAUAUCCACACAAAAUAUAUACUAAUCCCUUCAACCUUAACCACCCAUUCAUUGUCUCCCUCUAGCUCUAGCCUCCCCUACCCAUAUUUCAUUACCAAGAAAAAAAAAAAAAGUGAGAUGGAGGAUUUGAUGAAGAAGACCAAAAUUGAUGGACUAAGGUGAGUUCAUCACUUCUUCUUCAUCAUCAAAUUUCUCAAUCUCUUUCUGUGUUUUGGUGUCUUUUCUUUCAAUCCCAAAUCAACCCAGAUUUGUUGUUUGUUUUUUUCUCUCACCUUAUUAUCUGCAAAAGGAAAAGAAAAGAUUUUUAAUGUUAUGUUUUUUUUUUUUUGUUUUAUAAACAAAGGAAAACUUUUUUUCAGAGAUUUAAUGGAUAUGGUUCUUUGUAUCUAGACUUGUUAUCUUCGAACAAAUAUUCUUUUGGGUGGAUAAUUUUCCAGGUGUCAAAACCCAAACAGAUCUCAGUAACCCCACCACCAUCGUCUUUCAUUCAUCUGUUGCUGGGGCAUCCACUAAAUCUCCUUCUCAUUACUUGACAGCUGUUUCGGCUGUCUGUACGGUUGAGUUCUUUUCUUAAAAGAUAAAAGGAAAAGAAGAGGGAAGAAGCUUUGUUAUGGUAGUGCUUGUUAUAGCUUUCUGUAGGGGGUUUUGUUUUGGAUUGGAUGUGAGGUAACUUUCCCUCUUUUUUUUUUUACCAAACUUUGUUAAAAAAAAAACCAUUCUUCUCGUACUGGUUGUUAUUAGUCCUUUACAAGGAAGCCCUCCUUGGAGUUUGGUGGGCUUUGAUAUUAACCAAUAAAAAACCUUUUUUUUUUUUUCAUCCAAGUUGGGUCUUUCCUGUUGGUGUUUUGAAGAUUCCACUUUGUUUUUUUUUUCUUUUUUUGAAGGGAAGGAGGGUAAGAGAAGAAGAGAGACAAUUGGGUUCUUCCAUUGAUUUAUUUUUUUUUUUGCCUUAUAUCAUUGAAUUUGGACCCAUAAAAGAACUCACCUUUUAUCUAUUUCUUGGAAUGCUACUUUACUUCAUAAUCACUUGUUUUCCCUUCAUCUUCUUUUUGAAGUCCUUAACUUUGAAACCACUUCCACCAUGGGCAACUGAGAUGAGAUUAUUGUCUCCGUGGUUUUGGAAAAACGUUUCCCUUUUUUCCAUUUCCAAGUUGAUAAAAAAUAGUCUUACUCUUAGUUAUUUUACCUCAAUCCCUUCCAAAAUGUCUCUAAAAAAGAUGUCUUUCACUUCAAAAGUGGAUAACUUUGACGAGGUUGAGGAGGGCGUCAUGUCAGUUUUGGACUUACCAGAAUUGGUCUUAGAAGGCAUUCUCGAAAGGCUACCACCUGCUGGUCUUUGUAGUAUGGCAGGUGUUUGCAGCUCUUUAAGAAGUAGGUGUAUUAGUGAUCAUUUCUGGAAAAAACACAUGAAAAAAAAGUGGGGUAGACUUAUUGGUCCUGCUGCUUAUAGAGAGUGGCAAUGGUACAUAGCUUUAAGAAAGGAUUCGAAUCAUGUAAAACAGGGGAAGCCAAAAGGUUUGAUGAGGAUUUUAUCAAUUGUUAGGGCAUCUUGGUGGAUUAAAUCAAAGGUUGAUGAGAGUAAUAAGCAGAGUUCUUUGCCAGAUGAUUCAAUCAUGUCUUGGUUUCUUGCUCUUGAAACUGGCAGAUUCUGGUUCCCGGCUCAGGUCUAUAACCGUCAGAAUGGCCAUGUUGGGUUUAUGUUGUCGUGCUAUGAUGCAGAACUCAGUUACGAUCCCCGUACUGACACCUUCCAAGCCAGGUACCCUCCACAUGGAAGGAGGGCAGUGGCCAUAGAGAAUAGCGUGCCGUGGGAAAGGCUAAGAGCACCACCUGUUGAUGCUUCACCACAUGAUCUUCAUAUUUCUGAUUGUUUGAAUGAGCUACGCCCAGGCAAUAACAUUGAAAUUCAAUGGAGAAGAAACAAAGAAUUUCCUUAUGGUUGGUGGUAUGGUGUAGUUGGUCACUUGGAAUCAUGUGAUGGGAAUGAAAAUUACUGCCGGUGCCAUAAUAGUGACACAGUGGUGUUAGAGUUCAAUCAGUACACCCCUGACUCAAGGUGGAGGCGCACAACAAUCAAUAGGAAAGAACAUCGAGAGGAGGGAGAUGAGGCAGAUGGAUUUUAUGGAGGAAUCAGAAAACUCAGCAGUGAGGACGAGAUUUCUACAUGGAAGCGGCUCUGGCCAUCUGAAGCCCUGGAAUAGCCUUAUGCAUAAAACAUGCAUGCUAAUGUCACCAUGAUUUCAAUACAAAUUCUCUAUUUUCCUUCCAACUAAGCAAAUGGCUCUAUAAAUGAUGCUCCUGCAAAUUGAAAUUCAACUUCUAAGUUGCAUGAAUGUGGAGUCGAGUUCAUGUAAAAUCCCUCUAUUUACAUUACAUAUCCCCCAAUUAUUUAAAGUUUUUGUUGAAAAUCAUUUGGAAGGCCAUUGAUUAUUGAAAUGUAUCCUAUUAUUUAAGGAAACAGAGAAUGUCUCAACUUUAUGGAACAUGAACUAUAUCUUGUAGACCUCUGAAAUUGUAAAUUAUCUCUUCUUUU